Molecule: messenger RNA, 1375 nt
Organism: Cladocopium goreaui
Lineage: Eukaryota; Dinophyceae; Suessiales; Symbiodiniaceae
Source: the annotation of a GenBank genome assembly
AGCAAGCAACCUCUCCCAGGCGUUGUGCCCCCCGGGAGCCAAAGGAUUGCCAUUGUGGCCAUGGCAUGUCGCUUGCCCGGCAUGGAGAUCUCCAACAUGGCAGCCGUGCUGCAGGCGAACACAGAUUGCAUCACUGUGGUGCCGGCGGAUCGUUGGGAUGUCAAGGACUACCCUGACAUGCCCAGCAUGGGCGGUUGGUUGGCCGAGUCGCCUUUUCACAUUGAUCCGAUUUUCAGCCAGCUCAAGCCCGCAGCACAGAAGGUCACUGACCCGCAGCAGAACCUGGCACUGGAAGCAUCCUGGGAGGUAUACAGUGCAGCAGGUUUUCAUGCUGAGAAGUUGACUGACGUUGCUGUGGCUGCUGGUGUCAUGAAUUUGGACAGCAACUUGAUGUGGGAUGAGAAAUCUUGCAAUACCUACACCGCAGCGGGUAACGCCUCUUCCAUGAUCAACGGGCAGAUCAGCUACAUGCUGCACCUGACUGGAGACAGUGUAUCGAUUGACACAGCCUGCGCUUCGGCGCUGUCCGCUACGAAGUUUGUUUCUUCAUGCUUGCUGGAAGGCAGGGCAGCUGGCAUAUCGGUCGGUGUGAAUGUGAUUGGCCUCCCCAAGAUAACCAUGGCACUUGAGAAGGCAAAGAUGAUCAGUGAUCGUUGCAAACCUUUCCACAAAGAAGCCAAUGGAUACGGCCGUGGCGAGGGAGUUGCUGCUGUCGCAUUGAGACCCAUGAUGGCCAUGGGUGCCUCGCAGGUUGAGCCACACGCGCUCCUGGCCGGCAUUUUCCAGAACUCCGACGGCCGGAGCGUAUCGCCCAUCACCAAGCCAUCAGUGGAGCAACAGAAAGCGUGCAUGGCCAAGGUGUGGCAGGACGGUCUCAGCUGUGGCGCCAUGGAAUGCCAUGGCACUGGAACACCUACUGGUGACCCCAUCGAAGUCAAGUCGGUGGGUGACAUUUUUGGUUCACAACUCACGUGUCUUGGCGCCUUGAAGGGCAACAUCAAUCACACGGAGUCUGCGGCUGGACUUGCAGGCUUCAUCAAACUGGUGAAAGUGGUCCAGCAGCACACAAUGUUUCCUCAUGGUGCGGGCCUUUGGCGGCCGGAUCUAUCCAUCGAAUUGGCCCCAGCAUUGAUGUUGUCCGAAAACUGCCAGGCUUUGAGGGCAGAUGCCAACGCUGCUGGCGUCAAUUGCUUCGGCUUUUCCGGCACCAACGUGCAUGCGAGGAUCCUGCCCUUGCCCGAGGAUACUUCUCUUGAGGCUGUGCAAAUCUCUGAUGCACAGGUCUUUUGUUGGCUCCCAAAGGGUUGGAACUUCCGAUUUUGUCACUGCUAAAGUUUAGCCUUUUUGACAUGUGGCGACAUGUGGCUUGAGCAAG